CUCCCUCCUUCCCUCCCUCCUACCUCUAUUCCUCUUUCCAUCGAAUCCAUCCUCUCCUCCCGCCCGCCUUUUUCCCCAUAUCUCAGUCGGGAUCCGUACGAGAUCUACCUGUCUACCCAAAAACUGCACGAGAAGCUCCUGAUUCAGUGGUGCCUGCAAAGACCACCGUAUGAAGACAAGAAUUGGAUUAAAGGCAACAUUAUAUCUCAUUUUCGACGCAUGUACGAUGCGUACUUCCAGGAUGUAAAGCUUCUAGGGCCAGACGAGCUCAUCGACAUUCGCUACACCGAUCUCCUCGCCAACCCCAUGGAGACUUUGAGGAGCAUUUAUGAGAAGUUCCAUAUUGACCGCUUCGAUGAGAACAUGCGCCCCGCAAUUCUUGCUUAUCAGGAGGCUCAGAAAGAAUUCAAGGUCAAUCAGCACCAGAAGCUGAGUGAGGAAGAGAGGGCAGUCGUAGCAGACGUAUGGGCAGACUACUUCGCUUAUUACAAAUACAACCCAUGAUCCGGCCUGUCCUGCCUCCGUCCUUGCUUUCUUGUCUCCUUUCUUCUUUUCUCUCUCUCUACACGGGGCCGACGACGUGGACAGAAGUAGGAGAGAGUGCCCUGAAGUCCUUUUUACCCACCUUCUUUCCAGGUUGAUUUCUCCUCUUUUCUUGUCCUUUGUUGGUACUUGUGCGUCGUUGGCUGACUCGAUUGCUGGUAGUAUUUUGACGCGAGGGAAUAUGCGAGGAACGUGUUUCGAAGGCGAGAGGCUAGGCUGAGAAGGACAGGGGGCUAUAAAUGAAGAAGGCGAGAAUACAAGGCGGACCUGCCACGACGAGGGAAACGGUGUCCGCGAAAGACCAGAAACGGAAAAGGGAAAAAAAAUAGAAGAGAAAAACGAGCGUAAGAUGAAGGAAGCAGGGAAGAACCCGGUGAAGAAUCGGUGCAUUGUAAGAAGGAGAGUUACAAUGAAGGUUGAAAUUGGACAGCGAAUUGAAGUAAGACUGUCAAAAAUAGCAGAACGCAAGGAAAAGGCUGAAAGAAGGACAAAGAAA
Nannochloropsis gaditana CCMP526 is the source of this 1039-nucleotide messenger RNA. RefSeq lists its product as uncharacterized. The annotation marks the transcript as partial. The record is from RefSeq and is a predicted model, not a curated record. The transcript has 4 exons.